AUGGAGUUUCAACCUAUUUGGAUGACUGCAGACAUUCCUUGGCAGCCUGAUGACCCUGACUCUCGGCGCCAAGAAGAAGCUCUGCGACAACAGAUUGAUGCUGACUAUCAAGCACCGUAUCACCAACUCGCAUCUUUCACUCGACUUGAUUCAACGCUCCCAACUGCUGCUUGCCUUGAUCGUUUACCGCAAGUUUUAGGGGACAGCAACAAUGUCGUAUGUGGUGUACACAGUUUGACGAUUCGAUCGAUGAAAACUUCCGGAAAAUCCUACCUCAUCAAGCCGGAUCAACUUGCUCGUCGAUGGAGAACCAGUAUUGAAUGUGCUCGUCGCACCCUGGAGAAGACAACUCAACGUGCCGUUCGUGAUUGGUCAGUCGUUCAAGGGUCUUGUCGUUUUCGCCCUGUACAAUAUCAGUUGGAGUAUCCGCGAUUAAAGACGAAUGUCUAUGUUGAUGUUAAGUUUGGACCCUGCAAGUCAGCUGAAGGAAACACUUGCGUCGCGGUCUAUGCUACACCAGUACAGUGGGCUCGUGCUUAUCCGUUGAACAAAGAAUCAGAUCCUGACUUGAUAAAAGAGCCAACCACAUAUCUUGGUGCAACAAUCUCAAAGCACAAGUUGGAUGGUGAUGAUUACUUCACCUGGGCUAUUGGAUCUGAAGAGUACCUACAAGUGUCGUUAAGAGUUGUCAAGAAACGAAUUGCGCCAAUGCAAUUGACUUUGAAGAAAAAGGUUUACUCAACUUUACCCACUGGAUACAAGCCGGAACUUGAUUCUACUCCUUUUGUCGAUGAUGAUACUGCUAUUUUAUACAUGCAACUCAUCGGUAUUCUGCGCUGGCUUGUGGAACUUGGUGGUAUCGAUGUUGCUGCCAAAAAGCAUCCUGAUCGUGUACUUGUGAUGGAUUGUGGUUAUGCUGACCAUCUUAGAGCAUUAAAGAAAGCUGAUUACUCACAGUUCUAUGAGUUCACUAAGGAUGAACUCCCAAGUGACAUGCCUACACCUCUUGGCAAAGCGGUAGAGUUCACUAUGUUUGUUGAUGCAUCUCAUGCUGCUAACGUUGUUACUCGUCAAUCAAGAACAGGAGUAUUGAUCUUUGUUAACAAAGCUCCUAUUAUCUGGUAUUCGAAAAAGCAGAACAGUGUCAAGACAAGCAGUUUUGGUUCUGAGUUUUCUGCUCUAAAGACAGGUGUUGAAUUACUUGAGGGACUACGAUUCAAGCUCAGAAUGAUGGGCGUCCCAAUCCAAGAAAUCGAAUGCUGUUGCAUAUCACUACGUUCGCUCCAGAUGUGCAAUUGA
Molecule: messenger RNA, 1299 nt
Organism: Cylindrotheca closterium
Lineage: Eukaryota; Bacillariophyta; Bacillariophyceae; Bacillariales; Bacillariaceae
Source: the annotation of a GenBank genome assembly